Clonostachys solani is the source of this 390-nucleotide messenger RNA. NCBI's taxonomy places the organism in Eukaryota, Fungi, Ascomycota, Sordariomycetes, Hypocreales, Bionectriaceae. The record is from the annotation of a GenBank genome assembly.
AUGGCGGGUUUCCAGGCCCUCAACCUUCUGGAUGAGGGUCUCCAAAAAGGCCUUGCCGAAUCCAACCAAGGGAAGGGCGAGACCUUCUUUUCGGCUUGCAGCUUUUGCAAUAUGUGGUAUGGCAUUACGACGUUUGCAUGGAACUUCGUUAUGUUCCUCGGAUCGUUCACCUGCAUGGGCUUUGGUCUCGGAAUCGUGGGCAUUAUUGACGUCGUUCUCGCGUCAUUGCUCACGGUUGGAGUGGCUAAAGUGUCUUCACACCUUCCAGAGAGCUCGUUUUCCUGCACUCUCGACGAUAACGGCUCCAGCAACCCAGCCUACACUGGAGAUUUCUGCCGCAGCAUGUUCCAGGAAAAGGUUACUGUCACCAUUGUCGUGUAUGUAUACUAG